AUGAGUGACACCGGUAGUGAUAUAGAAGCGACAGAGCAUACUGCACUCAUGGACGGACAUAUAGCAGAGGCCCGCCCGGACAGGGAAGUUGCUGAACGCAUCGCGAGAAAACGUAAAACAAAGUCGGACACAACCCGGAACUAUGGAACAGUGGAAGCGUCAGAAAGUAGGCAGGCAGGCGCAGGAGGCUCCCGUCGGAAUCCCUCAGAGGAGACUGCAGACCAGAGUGAAGAAAUGGAAUUGAAAUAUGGUGCUCGGCAUGUCAUUAAACUGUUUGUGCCGGUCACUUUGUGUAUGAUGGUAGUGGUCGCCACUAUAUCAUCUAUUACUUUCUACUCUGUCAAAGAUGUGUACUUGGCCUAUACUCCGUUCCAUGAAGAAAGUCCUCAUGCUGCGACCAAAGUGUGGAACGCUCUCGCCAAUUCAAUGAUCCUGCUGUGUGUGAUAGCGUUUAUGACGGUGUUGCUUAUAGUAUUGUACAAGAAACGCUGCUAUAAGGUCAUCCAUGGCUGGUUGAUACUGUCUUCGCUGAUGCUACUAUUCUUGUUCUCAUAUCUAUAUAUAGAGGAAGCAUUACGAGCAUAUAACAUACCAUUGGAUUAUAUAACAAUAUUUUUCGUGAUGUGGAAUUUUGGUGUGAUGGGAAUGAUUACCAUUCACUGGAAGGGUCCGUUGCGAAUGCAGCAGGCAUACCUUAUAUUUAUAGCGGCAUUGAUGGCACUAGUAUUUAUAAAAUAUCUGCCGGAGUGGACAACAUGGGCUGUUCUAGCUGUUAUAUCAAUUUGGGAUUUGAUAGCCGUCCUGACACCAAAAGGACCUCUUAGGAUACUCGUUGAGACCGCUCAGGAGAGAAAUGAACCAAUAUUCCCAGCACUUAUUUAUUCAUCGACGGUGAUGUACAUGCUGGCAGCGGUCGAAGGUGAGCGCGAGCUGCGCCCCCUACAGCCGCACGGAUCUUCGAACUCCGAGGGUAACGUUAAUUCCGGGGGCGAUGGUGAUGGUGAGGGAGGUUUUGAUAACGCUUGGAGGGAGCGCGCCGCGGCCGGAGCCCCGAGACACUUACGAGUAGAGGGAACAGCGUCAGCGAGAUACGUCACCAGGGUUGAGGAGACAUCGCAGGAUGCUGAUGAUGAGAAGGGCGUUAAAUUGGGUUUGGGUGAUUUCAUCUUCUACAGCGUUCUGGUCGGUAAGGCUAGUUCAUACGGCGACUGGAACACAACACUCGCAUGUUUCAUGGCCAUACUUAUUGGAUUAUGUCUCACAUUAUUGUUGCUGGCUAUAUUCAAGAAGGCGUUGCCAGCUCUGCCGAUAUCAAUAACUUUCGGGCUUAUAUUUUAUUUCGCGACCCGAUCCAUAGCAAAACCUUUCGCGGACGCGCUCGCCGCGGAUCAAGUUUUCAUUUAG
This is a messenger RNA of Danaus chrysippus (African queen), 1404 nucleotides long. The record is from the annotation of a GenBank genome assembly. NCBI's taxonomy places the organism in Eukaryota, Metazoa, Arthropoda, Insecta, Lepidoptera, Nymphalidae.